This is a messenger RNA of Carassius carassius (crucian carp), 2094 nucleotides long. RefSeq names its product serine/threonine-protein kinase PINK1, mitochondrial-like. Gene Ontology annotation, molecular function: protein serine/threonine kinase activity; ATP binding. NCBI's taxonomy places the organism in Eukaryota, Metazoa, Chordata, Actinopteri, Cypriniformes, Cyprinidae. Gene Ontology annotation, biological process: regulation of apoptotic process; protein phosphorylation; autophagy of mitochondrion. The coding region runs from base 107 to 1840 and encodes 577 amino acids. The transcript has 8 exons. Gene Ontology annotation, cellular component: mitochondrion. The record is from RefSeq and is a predicted model, not a curated record.
GUAAACAAAAGUGACGUCUCACGGACCAAUCAGCGUUACAUAAACACUGCGAGAAGUGAGAAGGAAGAAGAGACAAAGUGAAAUUUAGUUCUCCAUUCGGCUCAAAAUGUCAAUGAAACAUGCUCUCAGUCGGGGGUUGGAGCUGGGGAGGUCGCUUGUCCAGCUGGGGCUCUUCAAACCAGCCAGUCGAGUUGCUGCGAAGUUCCGCGGUGAGCGGCUGCGUGUGUCCCGGCCGACACGCACCGUCCAGCCGCAGACCUUCCUACCAGGUCGGUACCGCUUCUUCCGUCUCUCUCUCAGCGGGCUGGCCGCCCAGCUCCAGUCUGGGGCUUUCAGGAGAGUGGCUGGAGGUGGUGCACCCAGAAACAGGGCUGUUUUCUUGGCUUUUGGGGUGGGUUUGGGGCUAAUUGAACAGCAGCUGGAGGAGGACAGGACAAGCGCUGCUCUGUGUCAGGAGAUACAGGCUGUAUUCAGAAAGAAGAAGUUCCAGACCCCUCUGAAGCCCUUUACAUCAGGGUACAAGUUGGAGGACUAUGUGAUUGGGAAACAGAUCGGGAAAGGUUGCAAUGCAGCAGUGUAUGAGGCAGCGGCUCCGUCCGGGGCCCCUGUGGAGAACGGGAAGUAUUCACUGGUGGAACUGAACCAGAAAGAAACAGAUGAUGACAAUAAGAAAGCAGGACCGCUUAGAUUUCAUGCUACACCCAGCUUUCCUUUAGCUAUCAAAAUGAUGUGGAACAUUGGGGCUGAUUCAUCAAGUGAUGCCAUCCUUCGCUCUAUGUCCAUGGAGUUGGUUCCUGCAUGUCCACAGGCCUUUACAAAAGAGCAAGGAGAGAUUGCUUUGGAUGGCCACUUUGGAUUGGUGCCUAAAAGACUGACAGCUCAUCCCAACGUGAUCACAGUGUACCGGGCCUUCACUGCUGAGGUCCCGCUGCUGCCUGGAGCUCAGGAGGAGUACCCCGAUGUCCUGCCUGCCCGACUCAAUCCACAGGGUUUGGGCAGCAAUCGCACACUGUUCCUGGUCAUGAAGAAUUACCCAUGCACCCUGCGGCAGUACCUGGAGGUGUGUGUGCUGAACCGGAUGCAGGCAUCUCUCAUGCUGCUGCAGCUGCUGGAAGGGGUGGAUCAUCUCUGCAAACAGGGCAUUGCUCACAGAGACCUCAAAUCAGACAAUGUGCUCCUGGAAUUUGACAGAGCCGGUUGUCCCAGACUGGUGAUCACUGAUUUCGGCUGUUGUCUGGCAGAAGAUUUAGGCCUCAAACUACCCUUCGACAGCCGGUGGGUUAACAGAGGGGGAAACACCUGUCUGAUGGCACCUGAGGUGGCCACAGCAGUUCCAGGUCCAGGGGUGAUGAUUGAUUACAGUAAAGCAGAUGUCUGGGCUGUAGGGACCAUCGCCUAUGAGCUCUUCAGUCAGCCGAACCCCUUCUACAGCUCACAGGGGCUGGAGGGACGCACUUAUCAGGAAGAACAGCUUCCUCCACUUCCUGCCUCUGUAACUGACGAUGUACAGAUAGUAGUGAAGCUGCUGCUACGCAGAAACAUUUGCAAGCGCCCCAGUGCACGUGUGGCUGCUAACAUGCUUCACAUCAGCCUGUGGGGGAAGCAUGUGUUGGCCAGACUGACUGGGGCCAGAAUGGAUGAGCUGACGGACUGGCUGCUGUGUCAGUCUGCUGUGGUGCUGCUGAAGGGUCGAGGGUCCGGAGGGAGCUCCGUGGAAGCUGAACUCCAGAGAUGUUUCCUCGCCAACAUAGACCUGGAGGAUCUCCACACUGCGCUCAGCUUCCUCAUGUACGGACAUGAGCAGUGGAACUCCCUGCCAGUGCACUACACUGAGCCAUAGUGUGUGUGUGUGUGUGUGUGUGUGUGUGUGUGUGUGUGUGUGUGUGUGUGUGUGAGGGAGUGAGUGUUUACUGGAGAAACAAACAGCUCAGUACCAGUUAUUUUUAGUAGACUGUGGAAGCAAUUUAAUCUAUCACUGACAUUUUGAUAGUAUGACAUUUGCACUGUUCACUAUAUACAUUAAGAAUACUUUAUGCUGUUAAUGACUCAUUAGAAUAACAGUUUAAACCAAGUUUAUACAUAUUCAUGCAUAAU